GAUAGCGCACAUACAGACAGCAUGGAUAAAUUUGUAAUUGUUGGGGGAUUUUUAUGUUUUGCGGCCGAUGUAUUCGCCAUAGCGUCGUUGGCAACUCCAGAAUGGGUUGUGAUGGACUUUGCUGGGUCUGUUCGACUUGGUCUUACCGUCAUGUGUCAGAAGUCAGAUGGUCAGCCAGAAGUUUGUGUUACUCCUGACUUGCCUCGAGAAUGGCUGGCCACACUCAUGUUUAUGAUUCUGGGUGUGGUGGCUUUAACUCUCACAUGCUUUUUAUUACUGGUAUCACCUUGGAAACCAUCCAUUGUUGAUGCAGCCAAGUGGAUUGUUUUUAUUGGAAUGCGGAUUGUGUUCUGCCUAGCUGCCCUGGCAUUCCCAAUGGGAUUUCAAAUGCCUGAAAUUGGUGGCAAACCAUACAAGCUUCCACAAGGCACUAAUGUUGGACCUUCAUUCUUUCUUUACAUAUUUUGUAUAGUUUUUACAAUUGCUUCGGAACUUUUUAUAUUUAAAGUUUGUCCACUGCCGCUUAGGUGAUCAAG
Molecule: messenger RNA, 536 nt
Organism: Orbicella faveolata
Lineage: Eukaryota; Metazoa; Cnidaria; Anthozoa; Scleractinia; Merulinidae
Product: modulator of smoothened protein-like
Biological process (GO): negative regulation of smoothened signaling pathway
Cellular component (GO): ciliary membrane; Golgi apparatus
Source: RefSeq, a predicted model, not a curated record